AUGGGUGACGAAGAGAAGAUUAUGUUGAAAUUUUGUUGCUUGUUGUGGGUGUUGGUGAUUGGCAUGUUGUGGAAUGUCACGGCACAAGACUACAACGAAGACGAUGGUGGCAUGGUAGAUGCGUUUGCUCCCGAUGCAGUUGGGGGAGGGAUGGUUCCCGCGAUAUUUAUAUUUGGAGACUCGCUAAUUGACAAUGGGAACAACAAUGAUUUGACUUCUUUUGCAAAGGCCAAUUAUUAUCCUUACGGCAUUGACUUCAAUGGAGGUCCUACUGGUCGAUUCUCCAAUGGUUACACCAUGGUUGAUGAAAUAGCGGAAUUGCUAGGGUUGCCACUAAUACCAUCCUACUCCCAAGCAUCAAAUUCUGGCGAUCAAAUGGUUAAUGGUGUCAAUUUUGCUUCUGCGGCCGCUGGAAUCCUUGAUAUUACCGGCCGGAAUUUUGUGGAUCGUCUCCCAUUCAACCAACAGAUUAAGAACUUCGAGGACGCAUUGGAUCAACUAACGGACCACUUGGGUGCAGUGGAUGUGAGUCAGGUGCUCUCUCAAAGCCUGUUCUUUGUUGGAAUGGGUAGCAAUGACUACCUAAACAACUAUCUCAUGCCAAAUUACCCUACGCGCAACCAAUAUAACGGCCAACAGUUUGCAGACCUCUUGUCCAAGGAGUACACUAGUCAACUCACUAAACUUUACAAUCUUGGAGCCCGGAAAUUUGUUUUGGCUGGGAUAGGACUGAUGGGCUGCAUUCCAAGCAUCAUUGCACAAGGAACGACAGGGAAGUGCUCCGAGGAUGUGAACCAGCUUGUUCUCCCUUUCAAUGCGAACAUGAGGACAAUGAUUAACAACUUAAGCACCAAUCUCCCUGGUUCAAAGUUCGUCUUCAUAGACGUUCAUAACAUGUUUCAAGAUAUACUUUCUAAUGCAAAAUUUUAUGGAUUACGAGUGGUGAAUAGAGGAUGUUGCGGGAUAGGUAGAAAUAGAGGGCAGAUAACAUGUUUACCAUUCCAAACCCCGUGUCCGAACAGGAGUGAGUAUGUGUUUGGGAUGCAUUUCACCCAACAGAAGCAGUGA
Lactuca virosa is the source of this 1068-nucleotide messenger RNA. The record is from the annotation of a GenBank genome assembly. NCBI's taxonomy places the organism in Eukaryota, Viridiplantae, Streptophyta, Magnoliopsida, Asterales, Asteraceae.